UGUUUGCCGUGGCAUCCGGCGCCUCAUCUCUACUGGUGGCCAGGGCAGUACACGGCGUGGGGUCGUCCUGCAUAGCCAUAGCAGGUCUGUCGACUGUGGCCGACCUGUACCCGAACGAACGCGAGCGGUCGCGCGUGAUGGGCCGCGUUAUGGGCGCCAUGGCCGUCGGCGUGCUCAUCGGAUACCCGUUUGGCGGACUCAGCUACGACCUGAUGGGCAAGUCGCCGCCGUUCUGGCUGCUGGCCGCCCUGCUGACCGCCAUGUUCGCGGUGCAGUACCGGCGGCUGCGGCCGCUGCCGGCCUGUGAGCGGGACGACGAGGCCGUCACCCCGCCCUGGUGGCGCCUCCUGGCGGACCGACGCAUCAACAUCGUGGCCGGCGCCGUCGGUCUCUCCACCUCCGUCAUGGCUAUCCUGGAGCCCACGCUUCCCGUUUGGCUCAUUAACACCAUACACCCACAGAAGUGGCAGCUGGGCUCCGUCUUCAUCCCGGACAGUCUGGGCUACCUGAUCGGCACGCACGUGUUCGGCCUCGUCGCGCUGCGGCUCGGCCGCUGGACGGAUGAGGACCGCCGACAGGGCGCAGGGCGGAUGAGGCCCGCCGACGAGACGCAGGACGGAUGA
Molecule: messenger RNA, 623 nt
Organism: Pollicipes pollicipes
Lineage: Eukaryota; Metazoa; Arthropoda; Thecostraca; Pollicipedomorpha; Pollicipedidae
Product: synaptic vesicular amine transporter-like
Exons: 5
Biological process (GO): transmembrane transport; aminergic neurotransmitter loading into synaptic vesicle
Cellular component (GO): terminal bouton; synaptic vesicle membrane
Molecular function (GO): serotonin:sodium:chloride symporter activity
Source: RefSeq, a predicted model, not a curated record